Molecule: messenger RNA, 228 nt
Organism: Macrosiphum euphorbiae (potato aphid)
Lineage: Eukaryota; Metazoa; Arthropoda; Insecta; Hemiptera; Aphididae
Source: the annotation of a GenBank genome assembly
AUGAUGAACGAUUACCAAAACCAGUCGCUUUCCAAUAAGAGUGAAGAGAUGCUGAAAGUUAGAGCAGCGAAGUUCUACUUUCCACGAGAAUGGGACGUGCCCUGCCGAAGCGGGAUUUUGAGAUACAACCGCGGCACAAUCACGUCCAGGACACAGAUGAGGACAGAUCGGUGGCAGAUCGGCCGAUGCAACGGAGCUACAUGUCCGACGCAAAAAUAUUGGGAGUGA